GGCGACCGGAAGCAGAGCAGCAGGAGAGAGAGCACACCGCGCUCUACCAGGAGCCGCUGACUCGGGCCUGGUGUUUGCCAUGCAAUAGAAUUGUUGCUUCAUCUUUAAUUUUCUCGCCAAAGUUACCCUGUGUUCUAUCCUGCCAGCUACUUUGUACCCCGGUAGUAGCUAUUCUUCUGUAUAUUGAUAUCUCCCCAGAGAGAGACUAUGGGUUCCUCCCAAAGACGCGCCUGGGCUUCUCUCCUUUCCUAAAUGAUGAUAUAGCAAGCUCGUACCGCUGAGACUUGAUUUGACCUUUUAAUGACUGGCUUCUUUCUCUGCCACCAUGGGCCGCAAGCCAAACACGCUUAUCACCGAGUUCUUCCACCGUGGUGAGAAGCUGCCAGACUCUAGCAACAGAUAUGAGCAUACGUGUAAGCUCUGUGGGGAGAAGUUCCUCAAAGGCCGUCCGGAUACUCUAAUCAACCAUAUCACGAAGAUAUGUCCGGCAAUAUCCACGGCGGACAGAGAUCGGGUGGCCUACUUGUCUGGGGCAGCCGCGAACCGAUAUCGAGAUAAAGGUGCUGUACGUCAUAGCCAGUCUGUUCCUAGCUCACAUACUGCGGCAAUGAGUGAUCAAGCUCGUGGGAAACGCGCUGCAAACUUCCAGAAUGGCCCCAGUUUAAAUGGCCUUAAUGUGCUUGCCGAGGCGUCAAGGAGAGUUGGUGCCUCAAACGAAGGACACAUACAGGAUCGGAUACUGGAACUCAGCGCUGCUGAGCGCGACAUGGUGGUUGAUCCUGCUCUCGAGAACUCGUCUAAGUUCAGUCUUGAAGCUGAAUUACACGCUCAGUUUAUUCACACAUCGUCACCAACCGCUCCCUUUUUCUCAACAUCCUCUGUGGAUGCUACGUCGCCUCUUCCAAUGCCUGCCGUGCAUUCCCUGCUCUCGGUGGACACGCACCCGGACCACCACUCGUCUCAGCUUUCAUUGAUCGCUGCAUCCGCAAACGAGAUGGUAACGGAUGACCGUUCUAGCUCUUUGGAAUCGGCAGCCAUGUGCCACCAAAAGUCGGAUGCGUGGCAGCUUCCACCCCAGACCGCACCCCCACAGGCUACCAUUGGCCUUUCGCCUACCAUUGAACUGCCAACUUCAGACGAAAUGAUGAUCCAAAAUCAUAUUCCUGCUGAACUGAGUAUGCCUCCCGCUUCCAAUGAACGGCCCGGAACAUACCUUCGACCCCUUACCACGAACCCCGAAGUUCAACAGUCUAAUAGUGACUUCUUCUGUGAAGUUGUAGACACCAAGAAAUCGAAUAAAAAACGGUCGACUUUCUCUGAAGAGAGGAGGAAGGAAGUUAGGGUAGUGAGAAAGAUGGGGGCCUGUCUCCGAUGCCGGAUGCUGAAGAAAACGGUGGGUGAAUACCUUAAUCGUAACUCUCUAACGUACAAUUACGGUAUAUUAACGUUUGUCACAACGUCAGUGCUCAGCCGGAACACCUUGUGGCCAGUGCCGGAAUCUUCAGAAUCCACGCGUUUGGAUGGAGUGUUGCAUCAGAACUCGCCUUAUGAACCAAUUAGAAUCCUAUUCAAUAGGUAA
This is a messenger RNA of Trichophyton rubrum CBS 118892, 1579 nucleotides long. RefSeq lists its product as uncharacterized. The transcript has 2 exons. The record is from RefSeq and is a predicted model, not a curated record. Bases 326 to 1579 code for a protein of 417 amino acids. Lineage: Eukaryota; Fungi; Ascomycota; Eurotiomycetes; Onygenales; Arthrodermataceae.